This is a messenger RNA of Gallus gallus (chicken), 3698 nucleotides long. It is a transcript of the gene SGTB, whose product is annotated as small glutamine rich tetratricopeptide repeat containing beta. The coding region runs from base 156 to 1127 and encodes 323 amino acids. The record is from RefSeq and is a predicted model, not a curated record. Gene Ontology annotation, biological process: post-translational protein targeting to endoplasmic reticulum membrane. The transcript is spliced from 11 exons. NCBI's taxonomy places the organism in Eukaryota, Metazoa, Chordata, Aves, Galliformes, Phasianidae. Gene Ontology annotation, cellular component: TRC complex; membrane. Gene Ontology annotation, molecular function: protein binding; molecular adaptor activity.
CUCCUCCCGCCCCGCGCGGCGCUGACGGGACGCGCUCGGCUGGCCGCGCGGUAAGGCGAUGCCCCGGGGCGGCGCGGAGCGGGGCGGUGGGGGGCGGGCGUGGGGUGGCCCCGUUCCCCGGGCUCUGCCGCCGAGCCGCGGGAGCUCUCGGGGGCAUGGCGGCCCUCAGCCGUGCCGGUGGAGCCCGACAGGAGAAAUUCAUCCAUUUGAAAAUGUCUUCGGUGAAACGCUUGGUUUAUGCUUUCAUCCAUUUCCUGAGAGAGCAGAGUCAGAUGGAAACUUUCACUCCAGAUGAACAAGAAAGCUUAGAAGUUGCAAUUCAGUGUCUGGAGACCGUUUUUAAGAUUAACCCAGAAGACACUCAUCUUGCACCUCCACAGCAUUUGAUAGAAAUAUUUGCAAAUUCUUUCCACAAGAAUGAUAAGCUGCCUCUCUUGGAUUCUUUACCGGAGGAUAUUGAAAAGGCUGACCGUCUGAAGGAUGAAGGUAACAAUCAUAUGAAAGAAGAAAAUUAUGGUGCUGCAGUGGAUUGUUAUACGAGGGCAAUAGAGCUGGAUCCAAACAAUGCAGUCUAUUACUGCAACAGGGCAGCUGCUCAAAGUAAACUCAAUAAGUACAGUGAAGCAAUAAAGGACUGUGAGAGAGCCAUAGCAAUAGACCCAAAGUACAGCAAAGCAUAUGGAAGAAUGGGGUUGGCUCUGACCUCAGUGAACAAAUAUGAAGAAGCAAUUACCAGUUACCAAAAAGCACUGGAUCUUGAUCCAGAAAAUGAUUCUUAUAAGUCAAAUUUGAAAAUAGCAGAACAGAAACUAAGAGACAUGUCCAGUCCUACUGGAACUGGGCUGAGUUUUGACAUGGCAAGCUUGAUAAACAAUCCUGCCUUCAUUAGCAUGGCAGCAAGCUUAAUGCAGAAUCCCCAGGUUCAACAACUGAUGUCAGGGAUGAUGUCAAAUGCCAUUGGUGGCCCUGCUGCAGGUGUUGGUGGCCUGUCAGAUUUGUCCAGCCUGAUCCAUGCGGGGCAGCAGUUUGCACAACAGAUACAGCAGCAGAAUCCAGAGCUCAUAGAGCAACUGAGAAAUCAUGUCCGGAGCAGAUCUUUCAGUGGCAGCACUGAGGAACAUUCCUGACUUACAUGAGUCCUGUGAAUUGAAAUGGUAUAUAACCCCAAAAUGCAUACCAUAGUUAGUAGCAAAAGCACCAUUGUUAACUCUUCUGCUUGAAUAGAAGACUGAAAAUUCUUUGUGUGUGUUUGCAAACAAGAAUAAAUCUGUUAAACAGAUCUAUUGCACAUAACAUCAUUUAAUGUAUAGUUAAUCCUCUGAAGAUUAAUAUGCUAAAUACAUUCAGUGGUUUAUUAAAAUCCUUAUGUACGAGUCAUUUUCAGUAUGUGCAUUAGAUUGAUCUCCAGCGGUGCUGAAUGGCAAGGAGUUCUGCAGUUGGCUGAUUUAGUGUAACAUCUUAAUUCUAAAAUCCUAAUGUAAAAGGCAUGUUAUUCUGAUGAUGAAAAUUGUUACAGCUGCUGAAACAAUAGCUUCAUCAGUCCUUGUAAUGGACAUCUGAUGUGCCCUUCUGUAAUGAGUGUAAAUCAGUGUUGGCGUGUAGAAUGUACAUAAAACUUCUGCUUGAAGUCUGUUUGUAUCUGUGGAGAGGCUGUCAGUGGUAACAUGAAGUACUUUUUCAACAUCAUUGGGCUGGAGAAAAGGAAAUGACUGCAUGUAAAGGAGUACCAAAAACUGUAGAGAAAAAGGAUAAUUCUUAAGUGGAAUUAUACAUACACCAAUAUACAAUUUGGCUUGGUAAGGAAAUAGUAUUAAGGAGUUUCAGGCUUCUCAGCUGCCAUGUAUACCAUCAGAUCAACCCUGGAGGCCAGCAGUGUGGCGCUGUUUUCACAGGCAUUGCAAACUGCAUUACAUUCUGUAUGUAUGCAGUAUUUAACAUAAACUUAACAUUAAGAACUGUAAUAAACUAAAAGUGAUCAUAUGACUGUAUUAAUAUAAUGUACUGAAAAGUAAUCAAAAAUGAUUGCCUUAGAAGGAUUCUCUUUCUGUUCCUGUGAGAUAAAUCACUGGCCUCAGAUUCAUUGCAUGUAUCUACUUUUAGCAAUGAUUGUAUGGCUAAAGAUUUUUCCAGUUUUUCUUAUUUCUGUUCUUACGUUGGCAUUCUUAAUCAGCUAACUUUAUUCUGAAAGAGACCGCUGUUUGUCUGUAUUUUCUUUUAAAUUCUGCUUGCUGCUCAGAUUGCUUUCUGCUAUGAGGUACAUCUGUUUCAGCUCCAGGGAGCUUCUCAACACGUAAUUUCCUCUUUCUAAAUAGAAACUAAAACCGAUUUGAGGAGCCUGCUUUGAUUCCUAAGACAAAGUGCCCUCUACUGGCCUCUCAGACUAGAGGCAGCCUGGAAGAAUAAAACAGAGGCUCCCCAAUGGAAAAAGACACAGUAACUCCUUGGACAUUACACAUUAUAUCUGAUUUAUCUUGUGGGGGAAAAAGAGAGAAACAAACUCAAAAAAUGCAGAAGUGUGACUAAGUCAGGGACUCCACUAAGAAAUGUGUGCAUCCAUUGUACAAGCCUUCAGCAGCUAAAACACAGGGAAAAAAUGCAGCUGGGUCCAAGGAGAAAUGAAAUGAAGAAAACAAACAAACAAAAAAAUCCCAGAAACACAAAAUCCACAUUAUCAUCUGUUGAACACAUACGCUUAAUACAGCAGCAUCAAGAUAUUCGUAGUGUCUUCAACAGAGCAACCCAACACACAGCACUAACUUAAAAUAAAAUUAUCCCUAAGUUGCUGUGGCUGCCUUCUUAGGACUGUGAAGAUAUUUAAGCUUCACAUUAAAUAAAUACAUUUCCAAAUAAAAACUAAAAAAGAACAUUUGAUGACAAAGAACCUUUUUAAUGUGGUCUUUUUCCAGAAGUAGUUAAGAUUCUGAAUCUUAAUCUGUGAGUUAAGUUCAGUUACACUAACAUAACAGGAAAGGAUGCUGUCUACAAGAAAGGUCGAUGUAUGUAUGUGCUACGUGGGCUAAAACUACUGUACAAACAGUGUUCUGUGUUGUGUCAGGAAAGAAGCAUUGCUCCUAGCACAUAACUCCUAUUAAUCUUCACAUUUCCUUAAUUUUCCUCCAUAGUGAGUUUUAUUAGCUUUGCUAAGGGGAGAGUAGUAAAUCCAGGAAUGUCUGGAUAGCACAUGGGGAUCUCUCUCAAUUAGUUCAUACUUCUGUUGGCAGCACUGUUGAUGCAGAUAUCUUUCUACUUUAAAACAGCAAGUGUGAAGAACCUCUUAGGAAUUCCUUAAAAACAUCAAAGUGUGGUAAUACUGAUAAACUGCUGUAGAGGUUGUACUGUCUUCCAUAAACAUGCUUUUUUUAUUUUUUAAAUCGUCCACUGCUAUGGCCCUAUAGUUUAUUGUAUUUAUCAGACAGAGUUUAAUCAGUCCCUAAGGUAAAAGAGAAAUGAGCUAUUGGUUUGUUAUUUGAAAAGACUGAAAUCAUCUUUAUGGAUAUUUUACGUACUACAGCAUCGUCAACAUUUAGGUUUUAUGCCUGUACAAAUCAUAUGUAACCAGAAUAUGUAUUACAAUGAUGGCAUUAGCUAACUUUUUUGGAAUGUGCUACAACUCGUGUAAUACUUGUAAACAUUCUUUGUUUCUUGUGUAUUAACAAAAAGGGCUUUAUAGCCUCAAUAAAAGACAGUGCAACCAAUAA